CAGGCAACAAGCGCAGAGUCCAGGAAGUUACUGGUGCCAGACAGGAAAUAGUCCAGCACAUUACAGCCAAUGGUUUCUACACUUGAGAGGGGUGUCAAGCUUCUCAUCUAACUCUUGGCAGUAAAGCAAAUGAGUGUAUUUGCCAAAAUGUCGAACUUUAACCUCUAACCACCUCUCCUCAGGGUGCUGUCAGGAUGCAGAGGGGUUUCCAGUUGGGCCUGCUGCUUCUGGCCGUCCAGCUGUUCCAGGAGGGUCUGGGCAACAUCCCAGCAGUCACCCUGGCUGUCCUGGGAUUCAAUGUGUAUCUUUACAUGUUCCCUGCUGCUCCGCUGAUGAAGGCCUGUGUGAGCCUCCAGUAUGUGUACAAGGAUAAAGACUGGCGUCGCCUCUUCCUCUCCCCCCUGCACCACGUCGAUGACUGGCAUCUCUACUUCAACAUGGUGUCCUUCCUCUGGAAAGGUAUCAGGCUGGAGCGCCGUCUGGGCGGAGGCUGGUUCCUCUACCUGCUGUCAGUCUUCUCUCUGCUCACCGGAUUGGUCUAUCUGCUGCUGCAGGCAGCGCUGACAACCCUCAUGAAAGACUCUGAUCUGUUAGCAGGAUUCAUAGACGUGUCAUCGCACAGCAGCGAGUGUGCUGUCGGCUUCUCAGGUGUCCUGUUCGCUCUGAAGGUGGUCACUAACCAUUAUAACCCAGGUGGCGUCACGUUCGUGUUGAAUAUUCGUGUGUCCAACCGCUUCGCUAGCUGGGUGGAGCUGGUGAUGAUCUAUCUAAUUGCUCCAGGGACUUCUUUGAUUGGCCACCUGGCAGGUAUCCUGGUGGGUUUGCUCUACACUGUGGGUCCACUGGAGACCAUCAUGAAGACAAGUGCAGAGUUUGUGUCUUCAGAUGGAAAUAAUCACUGGCCAAGUUCAUACUUCAACUCUUCAGGCUACAGUGGGACUAGAGGAGAACGCUCAGAAGAUCCACAGCAUGCAGAAGAUUAUACAGCUGGAGAUGCAGGUGAUAAUCCUGAAUCUGAUAUCGCAGGACUGACAGAGGAAGAGCAGUUAGAGAUGGCUAUCAGAAACAGCCUGAAUGAUGGAGGAGGAACCAGGCAGAGACAAACUGCACGUCCAGCUUAUGUUUUCCACCCCACUGAGGAGACUCCAGAACGCAGACUCAAAAAGGAGCGAGCUACCAGAAAGACCCCGAACACAUCCUCCACCAUUCCUUCACACCCCUGCCCACAUUGCCCAAAAAAAUGCAGCUCCAGGAUUGGCCUCUACUCCCACCUGAGGACUCAUAAGGACCCAGAAGGAGGGCAGUAAUACCCAAUCCCCGAGUGACUGCCAUUGAUAAUGAUGAUAAGCAAAACUCAACAAAUACAUGUGUUUAAAAAAUA
This is a messenger RNA of Micropterus dolomieu (smallmouth bass), 1381 nucleotides long. Its product is annotated as rhomboid-related protein 4-like. The transcript has 7 exons. The coding region runs from base 195 to 1307 and encodes 370 amino acids. Lineage: Eukaryota; Metazoa; Chordata; Actinopteri; Centrarchiformes; Centrarchidae. Gene Ontology annotation, molecular function: serine-type endopeptidase activity. Gene Ontology annotation, cellular component: membrane. The record is from RefSeq and is a predicted model, not a curated record.